UUUGUGUCACUUUUGGAGCUGCUCAGAUAGUUACCAUCUCGCCGAGCCAUGGAGAAGUUUGUGUCUGUGUUAGUUUAUUUACUUGGUGUUCUGGUGUGUCUGGGCAGUGGUCAGCACCAUCUGCGGGUACGUGUUAGACCGUGGACACACCGGAUUCAGUGGGAGAAUAACGGUCAGGUGUACAAUUUACUGAGCACUGGAACUCAGUAUCGUUUACCUGCACAGACAAGGAGACGCACCGAGCUCUUACUGACAGCAAACAACCAAGUUGACCCUCAGGUUGCGUCCAGCAGACCCACCAGAACCGGAUUUUGGGAACUUAGCGAACUCAAUGGUCAUUCUCAACUAAACGACCGCAGUCAAAUGGAUGCGUCAGUUCUUGGUGCCGAUGCGGAUCAGUAUUUACUCGCCUCUGGACGACCUGGCGCACGCAGUCAGUCUCCACCGCGUACCCAAACUACCACAGAGGUUGGGGGAUAUCGUUCACCCCGGGGAGAAUCUAACGGCAGCGCUUCAGCUUUUACCUCUAUCCACGAGUUCUCCGGCAGCGGAGUCCCACGAGGAGGCCGGAGUACACUUGGAAAUGACGCAGAUGGACAACGAGCCAGCGCUUCACCGGAUUUUACGCACAGCCGAGGUAGCAGAAUCAGGUCCGAGAGCAUGGAUUCAACUGUUCGAUCACCUGCCACAUCAACGUGGGUGACUACGGCAGAAGACGCUGGGAAUGCACGUCGUAUAACCCAGGAGACUAAUCUAAGAGACGCUCCCAGUGCGCGCAGUGGGCAAAGAGCGCAUUCACUGAGCAGAGUUACACCAGAGUUAAUUGUUUCUCCUACAGCGCUGUACGGCAACGCUGUGGAAUCACAGUUUCCAGGGAGAAGGCCCGAUGCAACACGCAGUGCAGAUGCGAGUGACCCUCGAGAUCCACACAGUAUUCAUCACAGGAACUCAGUUUUCUAUAACGUUUACCCACCAGACCGCAGGAACAGGGUCAAUGCGCGCCUUCCACCAGGAACUGGCUACGGGACCAGGUUCUUCCUCAACGGUCUUCCAGACUUGGUUCCUGACCCUUACUACAUCCAAGCAGCCUCUUACAUACAAAGAGCACAGAUGUAUGCACUUCGCUGUGCUGCUGAGGAGAACUGUCUUUCCAGCUCUGCGUAUCAUUCGAGUGUGAGUGACCUCGAUUAUCGAGUUCUGCUGCGGUUCCCACAGCGAGUGAAGAACCAGGGAACAGCAGACUUCCUCCCAGUGAGACCCAGACAUGAGUGGGAAUGGCACAGCUGUCACCAGCAUUACCACAGCAUGGAAGCAUUUAGUAACUAUGACUUGAUGGAUGUCUCCACUGGACAGAAGGUUGCUGAGGGGCACAAAGCCAGUUUCUGUCUAGAGGACACAUCGUGUGACCCAGGAGUACGGCGACGCUUUGCCUGCACUGCUCACACACAAGGUCUUGGUCCUGGAUGCUACGACACGUACCACGCCAACAUCGACUGCCAGUGGAUUGACAUCACUGAUGUACCACCGGGGAACUACAUACUCAAGGUAACAGUGAACCCCUCUCAGCUGGUCGAGGAGUCUGACUUCUCCAACAACGAGGUGAGGUGCGACAUCAGGUACACGGGAAGCUACGUCCAGGCGAGAAACUGCAGGAUUGUUGUGAGCUGACCUGACUGAAGACUGAACAUUUCACAGGCAAAAAUGUACUUAAUGACUUCUUAUUGCUCUUAACGUGCAACUAAUGUUAGCUUCUAAAUUAAUCUAUAUUUAUGUUAUAUGAUAUAUUGCAUCCAGAGUCAGAAAGGCUCAGUUUUACCUUUACUUAUUUAUAUAAAUAUUAAUUUUAAGUGGAUUUUUAAGCAAUGUGAGACUUUGCAGUUAGCUGUGUAUUAAUAUGACUUAAGAGAAGCCGUUUGACUUCCUUCAGUCAUUCUGUAAGAUUGACUUGGUGCUUAUCAGUGGUGCUCUACCUUUCUACUAUUACAUCUGCUCUUAUUUAAAAUGUUCAAAUGCUCUCAUGCAUGCAUAUUUGCAGUGUUUGCGUUUUCUGUGGAUACCGCUCAAGCACAGAUCUUUAGUCUUUCGUGUU
Messenger RNA from Archocentrus centrarchus (flier cichlid), 2089 nucleotides. RefSeq names its product lysyl oxidase-like 5a (gene loxl5a). The coding region runs from base 49 to 1668 and encodes 539 amino acids. NCBI's taxonomy places the organism in Eukaryota, Metazoa, Chordata, Actinopteri, Cichliformes, Cichlidae. The transcript is spliced from 7 exons. Gene Ontology annotation, biological process: peptidyl-lysine oxidation; collagen fibril organization. Gene Ontology annotation, molecular function: copper ion binding; protein-lysine 6-oxidase activity. The record is from RefSeq and is a predicted model, not a curated record.